Molecule: messenger RNA, 7495 nt
Organism: Synchiropus splendidus (mandarinfish)
Lineage: Eukaryota; Metazoa; Chordata; Actinopteri; Syngnathiformes; Callionymidae
Product: ubiquitin carboxyl-terminal hydrolase 31-like
Exons: 16
Coding region: 713-4594 (1293 amino acids)
Biological process (GO): protein deubiquitination
Molecular function (GO): cysteine-type deubiquitinase activity
Source: RefSeq, a predicted model, not a curated record
ACAGCACCAGAGCAGCAUCCAGCAGCAUCACAUGCCUCCAGCUCGCAACAUGGACCAGUGUUUGGGCUUGACGUCAGCCGUCACCGCCCUGCCCGCAGUAUCGCUGCCCACAGAUGGAGACGGCACAUUCGGCCUUGAGCUAAAUCCAACCCGGAGGCUGAAUUAGAUAGAUCCGUCGCACCUGCGCGAGCCUUCUUCGUGUCUUGGACCGCGACGAGACCGACGGACUUGGCGGGAGAAGAGAUGCUCCGCAGUCGCCGAGCGAGAGGGGGCGGCGGGGUGAGCCGCUCCGCUCGUGGGGUUCCUCAGCUCGGCGGAGCUCCAGCUUCCACCGUGGAGGCGAUUUAGGAACAGCAUCUCUCCGUUGAAUAAACGCAGCCAGUCUGUUCUCAUUUCCCACGGCUCCGAGGGACCAUGGACUUGUGUGUGGAAGGGUGGAGCUUUCGUUGAAUUAAUGAUGAGGAACAUCACCAGGAAAGUGACAUGAUUCCCGUGUUACUGUGCUCCACACAAUGCGAGCGUCGCUGGUGAGUCACUGCUAGAGAUGGUGGUCGCGGGCAGCUGCCCGGAGGAGACUCUCCGCCGCGGCUGUUUAUGCAACGCUCCGCAGUGUCCCACCGCGAAGGCAGAGCCGUGACAGCGAUGCUUCCGUGCAGCCAACUCGGGCCUUGACUCCGUCCUCCUGAGGAAGUCGACCAUCAGCACCGCCACCAUGUCCAAAGUUGUCAGCAACAAGGAGAAGAAAUCCUUCAGCAAGAAGCUGUUCCGGCGGAGCUCGGUCCGCUCCGUGGGCAGCUUCAUGAACCGAGUUCUGCGGACCCUCUCCACGCUCUCCCACUUCGGCACCGACGAACAGGCCGCCGACGACGAGACGGACGACGGGACCUCGAUCCCCAACACCAUCGGAGGUUCUCUGCCCUCCGACGACAGCGACUGCGGGGGGUUCCCGUUCGGCGACAAGGUCCCGGGGGUCGCCGGGCUCAAGAACCACGGCAACACCUGCUUCAUGAACGCGAUCCUGCAGUGUCUGAGUAACACCGAGCUGUUCGCCGAGUACCUGGCCCUGGAGCAGUUCCGAGGAGGCGGGGAGGCCAGCACCAACAGCGGGGACAAGGCCAAGACCAACGGGGUGCUGCCGCUCCAGAAGAAGGGGGCUCAGCAGCAGGAUGCUGGAGAGGUGACCGAGCAACUGUCCGGCCUGGUGCGAGCUCUGUGGACCUUUGAGUACACCCCUCAGCACAGCAGGGACUUCAAGAAUGUGGUGUCCAGGAGUGCACUUCAGUUCAAGGGGAACUCCCAACAUGAUGCCCAGGAAUUCCUCCUCUGGCUGCUGGAUAGAGUCCACGAAGACCUCAACAACAUCAUCCACCCAGACAUCAGACCUCCAAGGAAGCCGCCAGUGGAAGAAGAAAACCCACCUGAAGGGUCUCCACUACCAGCACCUGGCUCUUUUGUACAGGAGCUGUUUCAGGCCCAAUACAGGUCGUCGCUGACCUGCCCUCACUGCCAGAAACAGAGUAACACCUUUGACCCUUUUCUCUGCAUCUCACUGCCAAUCCCGGUACCUCACACACGACCCUUGUAUGUGACGGUGGUGUACCAGGGGAAGUGCUCCAACUGCAUGAGGGUCGGUGUGGCCGUGCCCCUCUCUGGUACCGUGUCCAGGCUCAGACAAGCUGUGGCCCAGGAGACCAAAAUCCCUGCCGAACAGAUCGCCCUCACCGAGAUGUACUACGACGGAUUCCAUCGCUCCUUCUGUGACGACGAUGACGAUCUUGAAAUCAUCCAGGAGAGCGACUCCAUCUUUGCCUUCGAGACGCCUGAGCUUUUCAGACCCGACCAGAUCCGUUCCAAGCGAGGCGCGAGUCCACUUGCCAAUCUAAACCAGAACAACUUAAAGUAUGGCACAGACAACAACAGGAUUGCCACACAAUUACAGGAGCCUACAACCACCCCUCCUCAAAGUCCCAACAAAAACAGCGAGCAGACGGAGAAGAUAGUUGUGUUGGUGUGUAACCGAGCCUGCGCAGGGCAGCAGGGACGCAGGUUUGGCAAUCCUUUCAUUUUGUAUCUGGAGCGCACGGUGACGUGGGAUGUUCUGCAGAAAGAAAUCCUGGAGAAGAUGCAACAUCUCCUGCGACCCGGAGUCCUGGUCCAGGUCGGGCCCUUCACUUUGCGAGUGGUUGGUGUCGUGGGAAUUACCUAUCUGCUGCCUCAGGAGGAGCAGCCCCUCUGCCACCCGUCUGUUGAGAGAGCAUUCAAGUCCUGUGGCCCGGGAGGUCCGCCUCAUGUCAAGAUCGUCGUUGAGUGGGACAAAGAAACGAAGGACUAUCUGUUCAAAAGAACGGAGGAUGAGUACAUCCCAGAUGCUGAAAGUGUGCGGCAGGUGAAGGAGCAGCACCUCCAGCCUCAGAACUGCUCGCUCGCCCAGUGUUUCCAACUCUACACCAAAGAGGAGCAGCUCGCUCCUGAUGAUGCUUGGCGAUGUCCUCACUGUAAGCAGCUGCAGCAGGGAAGCAUCAAACUCAGCCUGUGGACCCUCCCUGAUAUCCUCAUCCUUCACCUGAAACGUUUCAGACAAGACGGCGACCGGCGGAUGAAAAUGCAGAACAUGGUGAAGUUCCCGCUGACUGGCAUGGACAUGGCGCCACAUAUGGUGAAGAGGAGCCAGAGCAGCUGGAGUCUGCCCUCCCACUGGUCGCCAUGGAGACGACCUUAUGGCUUGGGACGUGACCCCGAGGACUACCUCUACGACCUGUAUGCAGUGUGCAAUCACCAUGGGACGAUGCAGGGAGGACACUACACAGCUCAGUGCAAGAACUCCAUCGACGGUCAGUGGUACUGCUUUGAUGACAGCGACGUCCAGCCGAUAUCCGAGGAUGAGGUCUGCAAGCAGACUGCUUACAUCCUGUUUUACCAGCGGCGUGCCACCAUUCCAUCCUGGUCUGCCAACAGUUCUGUGGGAGGAUCUACGAGCUCGUCCCUGUGUGAGCACUGGAUCAGUCGUCUCAUGGGGAGUCGGCCACCGAGCCAGGCGUCCUCCGGAUCGUCCCGACGCACAUCUCUGGCCUCUCUUUCUGAGUCUGCAGAGUUUGCAGGCGAGAGAAGCGAAGAUGACGGUUUAGUGAGUCGACCUGCAGUGAGAGGGAUGCAGAGACAGACGUUCUCCUCCAGAUCUUCCAUCGCGAGUCCCCUUGUUCUCAGCGAAAAUGGCAGCAAGCCCUCCUGGUCCCACUCUGCUAAGCUCCAGCUCCGCUCUAACUCGCCGUCACGCUUCUCCCUGGAGUCCCACUCCUCCUCCCCGACUCUGGAGAUGAUAGGGGAGGUGGUGGACACCAAGCUGUCAUCCUCUUGCUUCAGUGGGUCACCUAAGCCAGAGAGAUUUCCUGGCGUUAAAUCAUCCCUUGCAGCUUCUGAGAAUAAUCCUGGCAGUAAGAGGCUGAUAGAGCAGGUUCACUCCAAAGCCGUGUCACAAGCAGAGGCGCGAAGCUCCCUCCAGCCGGGGGAUAACAACAAUGUAGUUAGUGGUGCUGAACAAGUCAGCCCUCGACACUCUGUCAGCGGGAAAGAACCGAAGCAGAGAAAUGACUCAACAGAGAGCACUGGUGUCAAAAGGAGCUCCGGGAAGUCGGGUCUUGAAAGUGAAAGGAGUCCCAAGAAACGUCCUGCCACCUCCUCCACGUCAUCCAGCUCUCUGUCUCCGGCGCCCCCACCAGUCACCAAGUCGCCGUCCAGAUCGCAGAACAAAAGUGGGAGCUCAAACCCAAAAGACAAAACCAAUGGCUCUGCCAAAAGUGGCAAAGCUGGAUCCUCGCGGGCAGCAACUCCCUCCAAAAAAGGCCAAACGCAGGAGUGUGGACAGCAGCGAAAGAGCGGGUCUCCUGGGUCGCAAACCUCGCAGAGGAAGACGUCACCGAGGGGCGGAGAGAAAGGCUCCGCCUCAGGAAGGACUAGAUUAGCAGAGAGGAGCGCUAGCCGGGAAGCCUCGCGGACAACUGCGCUGGCAGAGAAGAAGAUCAACCAGUCUGUUCCACCGUCCAGGACCAGUGCUGCCAGUCGGGCUGAGGCCAGGAACGGGCGCGCGGUGGAGAACCGGCCACCGGGUCGCAGCUCCAGCAGCAGCUCCUCCAUGACCAGUCUGAGGUCCUCAAGUGUAGGCGUUUCCUCUACAAAUGGUGCUCCGCCUUCAAAGGGACUUCGAGGGAGCAGCAAGACAGAGGACAAAGGUUUGUCCUUCUUCAAGACUGCUCUGAGGCCCAAAGAUGCCCGCAAGUCUUCAGACAGCGGGAAAGCGGAGGCGAAGGGAACUGCUGACGAAACCUCCGCUGAUUUAGGACGAGACGGGCCGAACAAAAAGGGUCAAGGUUCAGAGACUCCAAACAACGUGACCGCAGCCAAAGACAAGGAGUCGUCGAAGGCGUCCUCGGCAGCAAAACAUUCCCUGCUGCCCUCCACAAAAUCCAAACAGUCUGGCGCGGAAACUCCCGCUCAGCCGUCGUCUAAAGACCUCUCGAAGAAGGAACCUGUGAAAAAGACAAUGCAGUCCCGAAAGAUCCCCAUCAACUCCACACAAACUAGCCAGAGGUCCAAGUGAAGCCCUGCAGGCUACAAUCUCUCUCGAUGGUGCAGCUCCAAGGUGCUUUAAGAAGACCUUUAAAGCCCCUGUAGCCCCUCACUGGUGACGCAAUACCAGCUGCCAUUGUGACAUGUUGUUUAGGAAUGAAUUUUAACAAAGCACUUUGUAUGGAUUGCAUUGAUUUUGAGGAAUAUUACUGUAUUAUACGUAAGCAUGAGCUGCACAUGUAUUGAAACGAAUGCCUUGUUCCGUCUGUAGCAUAUUUGUGAAGAAGGAAUCUCAGAAAGGAGGGAUUUGAGGUGGCACAAGACGGAUGUCCGACAAAAAUACUCCAAAGGAAAGUGUCUGGCGAUUUGUUGGUUUUUUUUGAAACGCACGGACGCUGUAGUGUAUUUCCAAAAUCCUUGACUUACAAGCUCUUCACUAUAGAGAGCCAUAUGUCCACAACCAACAUCAGUGCCUCAGAUAAUCAUAGUAUUUACUCUAAAUUGUAUAACGGGAUUUAUAAUUCAAUUUUAAUAUUUACUAAGCACUGAAAAUGUGAUUCCAAGUCAAACACGAUGACGCCUAUCUAACCUGAACUGCUGUUUACAUACGCUCCUCGAUGUUGUGGUUCGAGGCGUGCUUUCGUGCAGCCAAAUUCACAGAGGGGAAGCGGAGCGAAGAAGCAUGUUGGUGCGCCACGUCCGGAGACGCUUUGUACUGGUUUUUAAAUGUUUGUGUUUCUCUUCAAUCAUGUCAGACAAACGUGUCACGUGUCACCUUCCGACUGCCAGACACACCAAAACAUUCCUAGCUGACCCACGCGGGGGUCGCUGUGCAGGCUUGACACAAAGGCACGGCGGGAAUGUUUGCCCAACACCUACCUGGUGCAUUUGAGUUCCAGUCUCACGCAGCGGGUCACUCUGUCGCCUCACAAUCUCAACCAAACACACCGACUUGGAUUGAAAACUCUCACUGUUCUAAUCAGCAAGUGUUGCAUGAUCAGUUGCUUAUGCAUGCACCUAACUAUGCAAGCAAAUCCUUGCUAAUGCCCACACUAGGUAUGCUGUCGUUGGAUGUGUAUAUAUUUCUAUCUGUAUAUUUUUCCAAAAUGCCAGCAUCUGAGAGCAUGUCCAGGCAUUCUUUAGUUACGGCUGUAUGUCCAGCUUUCUUUGCACAUUCCUUUAGAUAGACAUUUUGUAUGAAUGAAUCUGCUCAGCCACCGUCUCCAAGUAAAUCACCUCACAUGCAAGUGUCCCCUGGCUUGUGUCUUUGUUGGAAGCAUGCUGACGUUAAUGACAACAAAAAGGUUGCGGUUUAUCACAUUUUGAUGAAGGAUUUGAAUUUUCAGUGCUCAAAGGAGGCUUUCGCUAUUCUUUCGGAAACAAAAUGCCUUGUUUGUUACGGUCCUGGUAGCCGGUGUGGACAGAAGCGACAUGUAACGUCCGGGUCUUUGUCUCUCUUGGCGUGAAUGUUUUGGUUCAGCGGAGCAUGUUUGUGGAGUUCAACCUACGUUUUUAACAUGCCAGCGUGCGUGACAAGCCCUUGUGAUUGUAGGAGUGAGAGGAAAGUUAGUUUCUCUCUCACAGUUCAAACGCAUUAUGAGCUUAAUAGAGUCAAGUCAUGAGAAAGAUCCUCAGGUGGUGCACGCUCCCGUGUUGUCACAAAAACAAUGGAGAUGUCAAGUGAAAAAGUGUCAGGGCCAGUGAAUACAUCCUGAAAAUUAAAUUUAGAACAUUUACUCUGGAUACUACACAUUCAACUUGACAUUCUUUCAGUCUAAACUUUAAAAAGUAAAGUUUUAAGUUCGUAUAUCAGUGCAUUUUGGAGUGCUUCAGAGAACUGUUUUAAGCAAGCACAAAAAUGCUCAGGAACUUGAAACUUAAAUGGCCGAGAAAUGGAACCAAAGGCUGGUGGGAUCAUCCAAAGUCACAAAUGCCGUUUUAGGUUGUAGUAUUACCAAGUAAUAUGCAUUAUAUGUCAAGUAUUUACACAAAGUAUUUACAAUGAGCAAAUUUAAAAACAGAAGUUGGAACAAUUUUGAGUGCAACAUCAUAUCAUGUAUGUGUUUGAUGUUAAUAUCAUUCAGAAAACUGAAUCAUGUAAAAACAAUUUAAUGUAUAAACAAUGAUAGAAAAGAAAGUUCCAUUUUAUUUUAUUAAGUGUCAAACAGAAAUAAUAAUAAAAAAAAACCAUCUGAUCCAUGUAUAGUGCUCAAACAUUACUCUUUAUAUUGUACAAAUUAUAUUUGUACCGCCAUGUGCAUCAAAAUUAGUUAAAUAUGUUCAGUUAAAUUGUUUACAAAUAUAAUAAAUUUGUUUUACGGGUGUUUAAUUUUAAUGUUAAUAUUCUUUUAUUUAUUUAAAAAAUGUCUAUUCUGCAAAUAUGUUAAAACUAUUUUAUUUAUAGCGUUAGAAUUGGGAUUUUGUGAAUAAAAUAUUUUUUGUGCCACAUUAUGUUUUGUUCACACCAUAUAGUAUGCACAAAAUAGCAAUAUACACUUCUUUGAACAAUUAAAACAAUAAACUCAUGCUACAUUUUUUGUUCUUUUUAUGCCGGAGUUAGCUGGUCUCCUGACUCUCAUACCAGACUAAAAUCGACGGCGAGUGCGAAGUGCCUGCUGGCGACAGUGUGUUACAUCUGUGCUCUUCGAUAACAUGCAGUAUUUGUUGCAGUAUUUGUGGUGAUUUGAAUGUCCAAUUGCCAGAAGCGCUUCACUUUUUUAAAUGGUACUUUUGAUGUCAGUCAUGAACGGAUGGAUUGAUCAGUCACCUCUCGUCAAUAAACAACAUAUCGUCAACACAAUCGUUGGCUCGUGCGGGUUUGUCAUCACCUCCGUCCAUGCCCCUGCUCUCCACUUGGUGGCGCUCAACGUUAACCUGGACGCCUCCGCGGAGCCCCAACUUUCAGAUUUGGGAAUCGCUCAACAUCAAUUUG